UAUCUCUCUCUCUCUCUCUCUCUCUCUCUCUCUUAUUUAUUUUUACCAUCUGCAUUGCCUCCUCCGUCAAGAUAUCGGAGCUGUCAACAUUUGGUGGAUUAACUAACUAGUCCCAUCCAGACUCAAACCAAUGGACUCAAAGUCAUUUCGUGUCAAGAUGGCGAGCGAGCAGUGGUGCCGAACCAGCUAUGGGCACAAAUCCACUGGUUCUGCACUGUACUGGGGCUGGAUCCUGCCACUUCAUUUUUUUGGAGGUACGUGGCGACUUGGAUGUGGAGCUAAAGUGAUGAUUACGGCAGCCAUCCUUAUCCUCGGAGCUGGUCUCGUCUCCGUGUUGUCCACCACAUCUCUCGAAACAGAGAUUAUGGAGAUAAUCGGGCAGCGGAUGGUACAGCGCAGCGCAAGGGUGGAGAGGAUGUGUCAGCGUUACAGCACUUCCCUUCUCCAGCAAUACUCGAUGUGGGUGGGGACCCCUGCCAACUGGACAUCAGUGAACCAAAGUCUAUCUUAUCUCGACCUGCUAGUACAUCGUUACCACCGCCUUAUCUGGUGCAAGGUACCAAAGGUAGCAUCCACUUCUCUGGUGCACGGCUUCUUGCGGGUGCUGGGAAGGGAUGAUCUCAUACAAUCUGUGCCUCGUGGUCAACUGCAUUCUGUCAUUCGUAACCUCAUGCCACACCCUUCACCUCAAGAGGAUCUCUCUUCCUUCACUGCCUUUCUGGUUGUCAGGCACCCUUUUCAAAGAUUGCUCUCAGCUUACAGAGACAAGUUGCUGAAUCGACUAGAGCAUACUCAAUUUUCGUGGUUUCGAGACCAGUAUGGCUCUUCCAUUAUCCAGAAUCACCGGCGGCAUCCUAAACCACAGCGAUAUCAGGAUGUGCCCACCUUCAGGGAGUUUGUAGAAUACUUGAUUGUCACUCCAGUGUGGGAAUAUAACGAGCACUGGCGCCCCUACUACAUGACGUGUGCUCCUUGCCAUCAACGGUACUCCAUCAUCAUGAAGUUAGACUCAAUUGAACUAGAGUCAAAUUAUCUUGUGCAUAUAACGGGUCUCCCUGAACUCUCCCCAAAGCACGUCCACGCCACCAUUAACACCUCGUAUGCUUAUCCUUCACUUAGGAAUAGAAACAAAAAAUUUCAACUGAGUGACUUUCAUAUACAGCGUCUCCAUCACAAGGAUCGAACUGGUGCAUCUGACUCAGACAUAGAAUCCAGCUUCUUUUCGGACCUUAACAUGCAACUAUUAAUGAAGCUAUACUCUGUUUAUAAGAUAGAUUUUGAGAUGUUUGACUUCAGUAUUAGUCCUUAUGAUAAAUAUGUUCAGAUGAAUAAAAAAUCUAAAUUUUCAUUUAUUUAUUUUUUGCCAAGUGGGUUUUUCAUGAAAAUUAAUGAGCUAAAGGAGGUACUUUUUUGGUACCACUUAUCUGAAAGGCCACCCGCUAGGGAUCCGUUACCCCGAGUAAGGAAGCUCUUUCUGUACUCGGACCGUGACCAGGAUUCGAACCCGUGCGCUUGAGGACCUCUUGGACCCCAAACCUGCAUGGUUCCAUUGUAUGUAUACACAAAAAUAAAAGAAAGAAAA
Molecule: messenger RNA, 1582 nt
Organism: Portunus trituberculatus (swimming crab)
Lineage: Eukaryota; Metazoa; Arthropoda; Malacostraca; Decapoda; Portunidae
Product: carbohydrate sulfotransferase 10-like
Exons: 7
Coding region: 131-1516 (461 amino acids)
Biological process (GO): carbohydrate biosynthetic process
Cellular component (GO): membrane
Molecular function (GO): sulfotransferase activity
Source: RefSeq, a predicted model, not a curated record